Molecule: messenger RNA, 3231 nt
Organism: Aphis gossypii (cotton aphid)
Lineage: Eukaryota; Metazoa; Arthropoda; Insecta; Hemiptera; Aphididae
Product: SEC14-like protein 2
Exons: 9
Coding region: 294-1508 (404 amino acids)
Cellular component (GO): cytoplasm
Source: RefSeq, a predicted model, not a curated record
UGUGUUAAGGUCGUCUCGAAAGUGCAGCAGAUAGAUGAUGUUAUAGGUGUACCAUCGGUGGUAGGGCGAAGUGUCCCUCGUUUGCAUUUCCUUUGGUCGGUCGGCCGCCGCCGCUGCCGUCGUCGAUCGGUCGGCAGUUCGCACAGAGUCCACUCCGCGGUGAAUGUGAAUAAGGUUCCGUUUUCAUUUCAUACGCCGUCUCUAUAGUGUUAUAUUUUAUUUUAAUCAUUGUCGUUCGUUUCGUAAGAUUACAUUCGAUUUCAUCGUUAUCCGACUUCUUCAAACCACACAAUAUGUCUAGAAGAACCGAUUUGGAUAUUAGCGAUGACCAGAGAUUCGCUUUGAUGAAGUUGCGAAGAAGCGUUGCAGACUUAAAAUUGGAUGAAAAAUACGACGACUGCUUUUUACUAAGAUGGCUUGAAGCUCGAAACUUCGAUCCAAAAGGAGCAGAAGAAAUGUUGAGAACAUCAAUGAAAUGGCGGGAAGAGUGGUCGAUCAACAAGGACGAUGGCUGGCAGCCACCCCAAGUGCUGGUCGACUACAUGCCGAGCGGUAUCAGCGGCUUCGACAAGGAGGGAUCGCCCGUUGUUGUGCUUCCAUUCGCCGGGUUCGACGUGUGUGGCCUACUCAAAUCAGCCCCGCCAAAAGACAUGGUCAGGUUCUUAGCACAAAAGCUUGACUCGUACUUAGAAGUUGCCAGGCAAUCGUCGUUGAAACACGGUCCAAAAGCAUCGCAGGUGUGCUGUAUCGUCGACCUGACCGACUUUAACCUAAGACAAUUCACUUGGAGACCAGCGGCAGAAAUGACAAUCAACUUGUUGCAAAUGUACGAGGCCAAUUACCCAGAAAUAUUGAAGGCAUGUCACGCGAUUAAUGCUCCCAAAGUGUUCACUUUUGCAUUCAACAUACUUAAAAACAUACUUACCGGCAACACAAUGAACAAGUUUAUAAUAUACAAAGCGGACCCGAGUAAGUGGAAACCUGCGUUGGCCAGCACAAUCGACAGCGACCAGUACCCAGCGUUUUUGGGAGGCUCCCUGAGGGAUCCCGAUGGCGACCCUAGAUACUUAACCAAGAUAAAUCAAGGAGGAAAAGUACCAAAGGAAUUAUACUCAAAAAAUGACAAAAAACUUACAAAUUCUGAUGACAUGACAUUAGUAAAUAUUAAAAAAGGCGAUAAAUUAUACCUGAAAUACACAGUUACUGUACCACAAAGUUUUCUGAGGUGGCAGUUUAAAACAGAGGGACAUGAUAUCAAAUUUGGUAUAUUAGCAACGGAUUCAGAAAAUAUACAAACAGUAAUAAUGCCAAUAAAGAAAGUCGCAUGUCACGAGUUCGAAGAAAUUGGAGUAAUCAAAUGCAAGCAUCCUGGAGAAUAUACAGUAGUAUUCGACAACAGCUACAGUUUCAUACGUGGCAAAAAACUCGCAUACAGCAUUCGAAUUGCACUGCCUGUAAAAGAAAAAACCAUCGGUACAAUCGAUAAGAUGGUGAAUAUGGAAGAAUAAGUUACAUAAGAACGGUGUAAAAGUAUAAUAGCAUUUAAUGACUAAUAUUAAUUGUAAGUCGAAUUGUAUUAUAUAAUACCUCUAUCAGAACGAGUGGCUUAUUUAGGGGUUUUCCGCCUAGAGGCACUUUCCAAUUUACCGCCUUUCCCUCCCUAUCCCUCCUAAAUAUAUUUAUAAAACAUUUGAAUGUAUAAUUCGUUAUACUAUUAUCUUAUAUAAAAAAGAUUUAUUAUUAAUGAAAAUUAAAUUGCAUCACGUAAUAUCUUCUUUUGCAAUUUAAAAAUUAAUUACUCUUAAAACCUUAUAUUUUUCUUCUAUUUUUUCCUCGGCAAAUGCAUCGAUUCAAUCAUCACAAUUUAAAGUCGACAGUAAAUUCCACUUUGAUAUUUACUAUACUGUCUAUAUUAUUAUAUUUUAAUCCACAGUAUGAGAAAUCGAACCCACACUCUAUGCACGCAUUUUUUGUUACCUAUGUGCAUAGUGCGUACUGGUUCGUACCAUAUUGCGUACUAAGUGUAUAAUAUGUAGCUGUUUAAUUAUUUUGAGUGAACGGAUGCAAUUAAUUAAACUUGUAAUUAUAAAUUAUAUAAUAUAUAAUUUAUGUAAAAACAAUUUUUUUACUCAAAAAAUUAGUAAAAUUUAAUUUCAUCAAAUAAAAAAUAAUUUUAGUAAUAUUGUAAAAAAAAAAUUGCCACCCUCCAAAUGUCACUGCUCUAAGCCCGGACGUAUAGGGCGUAAUAUGCCUCUGAUCAGAACCAAAGAACUUUAAAUCAAAUUAUAAAUACUUGUUUACAAUUGAAAUUUUAAAUAUAUGCUCAUACUAUGCCUGGUUACGCUUAGAAAAUGUAAAAUAAAUUGAUAUUUGUCAUUCUAUAACAUAGAAUCUAUAUGUUAUACAUUUAACAACAUACAGCCAUAGAAUCAAUAAACACGGCUAUUGUUAAAAUUUUAUCAAAUUAUAUUUUUUGGAUCCACACCCUGCACGUUCAACCAUAAAUCAGAUUUUUUUAAAUUUUUUUAUACAUCUAUUUUAUAUAUUAUUUUUUUGAUAUUUUUAUUCUAAUAGAAAAAAAAGACGUGAAAACUCGAGAAUAAUUUGUAUAUGUUUUAAGGUACAAAAAUUAAAGCUUUCAAUAUAAAUAUAAGGUACCUAAUAACAUUUUCAACAUUUAUUAUUUUUGAUAUAUUUUUUGAAAUUCCAACAAUAUAUUAUUGACAGUUAUUUUGUUUCCGUGUAUAUUAUUAUAUUAUAAUUAUGUUAUAUAUAAAUAAUAUAAUCAUGUUAUAGUAUAUUUUUCACAAUAAUUAUGAAAAUAAAACAAAGGACCUCUUAAUUAUUGAUAAGUGAUGCAUAGUUGUUAAUUCAAUACUAUCUAAGAACUUCUAUGAAUUUAUAUUUAUUAUAAAUAAUUAUCAUUUUUGUUAAUCAUAUAAGUAUAAUGUUGUUGAAAUUUUUUUUCCAAAAUUUAAAUUCUAUUUUUUAUUAUUAUUAUUUUUUUUUUGAGAGAGAGAAUUAUGUUAUUAAGUUCUUACGUCAUAAGUAUUCAUUUUCUGAAUGUUUGUAUUUUAUCUAUGUAUAAUUAUUAUGUAAUACAAACCAUGUAAUAUUAUUAUUCUUAAUAUUUUAUAUCUUCAGUUUUAUAAAAUUGUUUUAAUUAUUCUUUAUUAUUGUAUAUUUACCUAUUUUUUUUAUAAUUAACUACAAUAAAUAUUUCAUUUUUUU